GAUUUUCGUGAAAUAUUCAUUAUUCCAGGUAAUAUAAUAUAAUAAUAUAAAAAAUAUUAUUUAAAAAUUUAUUUAAAGAUUGAUUUUUAUUUUAAAUUAAUGUAAAAUUUUAUUAACAAAUUAAAUAAAAAAAACUUACACAAUAUUAUUAAAUAAAUUAUAAUAUGUAAUACAAUUUUUAAACAAUUUAGAAUCAUAUAUUAAAUUAUGAAAUUAUGAAAUCCUAAUUAGCUUUUAAUUAGCUUUAACUUUAACUUUAAUUUAAUAUGUUGAAUAAAGUCAUCGUGUUAAAUUAUAUUUAUCAGUUAUCUUUAGAUAUAAAAAAAUUUAGACAAAUUUUAUCAUAUUAAUUAUCUUGAGAAAAUUCAUUUUUUUUAUCAAAUAUUAUAAAUAAUUGUUUUAAUAAAUUCAACAUAAGAAUUAACAUGAUAAAAUAUUAUUAUUAAAUGUUAAUAAAAUUAGGUUAUGAUAAGUAAAAUUUCGAUUUGUUUUCGCAUCAUAAUGCUUGCCAAACGAUCAGUAUAUAUAUUUUAUGUAUAUAUAUUUACACAAUAUAUGAAUACAUACAUUUCUACAUAUAUUUUCAUAUUAAAUAGAAGAACUUUGGAUUGAAACCAAAUUCUAUUAUCUAAUAUUGACUAAUAUUCAAUGGCAAAUUUUUAUAUCUUAUUGGUACAAUAAAUAAAAUUAAUACAAAAUUAAUUAUUAUUAAAUAAUAAAAUAUUUCUUCAAAUACUUGAACAAAAAUAUGAAAGAAAUCAUUAGUUGCAAUAUAAUUAUUAAAUUACUAAUAUAUUGAGUCGAAGUUUUGUUUUUCUAUCGAUUAUAGAAAAUGCAUUAUUAUUUAAAAUUUUUUAUAAUUUUUAUAAAUAUUUGCAAAUUCAAAAGAAUCAUAUUAGAAUUUUCAAGACGAUUUUUUUUUUAAAUUCGAAAUAUUUUGAAAAUAAAUUUUGUUAAUAUAUGAAUUUUAUUUAUUAAUCAUUUAUAUAAAUUUUUAUUUGGAACAAUAUGUGAUCUAAAUAUAUAUAUAUAUAUAUAUAAUAUUUUAUAAUAAAAUAAUAUCUUUAGAUCUUUAAAUAUACUUUAUUUAUAAAUAUUAUAAUAUACAUAUAUUAUAAAUUAUAAAUAUACAUAUAUAUAUGUAUCGAAUGAUUCAAUUUUAAUAUUACAUAAAAAAAAUAAGUAAAACUUUUAAGAUAGUAGUAUAAGUCUUAUCAAAUAAUAGUUUUAUCAAUAAUCUAUAGUACUAUUUAAUAAUAGAGGAAAAAGAGAAAAUUAAUUAAUUUUUGGACAGGAAUACAAAUAUGUGAAAUUCUUACUAUAAAAGGAUAUAAGUAAACAGGUUCGAAGUACAGUUUUACUCAACAGGUUGAUUGAAAAUAAAAAAAACAAAAAAUGGAAAAAUUUGACAAUAUUUGGUCACAGUUAGUACAAGCCAUAAAUUGUUGAAAGAAUAUUUCAAAUUCAUUUCAACGUGAAAAAAAAAUGUUAUUUUUAAAAUUGUUAAUAUUAAUUCCAUAAUUCUAAAAUUUUAUUUAUUUAUUAAAAAUUGAAAAUUAAAAUCUUUAAAAAUUGCACUAUAUAAAAUAAUACAAAUAUUAUAUGUUAUUUCAAUGAUUAUGAUAUAUUUUAAAUAAUCAAUAGAUUUUACAAAGAUUUAUCAAUAAUUAUUUAAAAACAGCAUACGAUCAUUUUUGUUCUUCAUUCUGAAUGUCAUGUAUCAUUUAAAUGCGCGAAAAACAAACGAGUUCUCGAAAGAGUCCAACAGAGAGGAACGUUCUAGUAGCCUCUAGUCUAUUCAUUCGGUUGCUCUCGUGACGAUUCGGCCAUACUCGACAUAGCAGUCACGUGGCUUUCUACAACCCACACAAUAAAUAUAUUUAAGUUGCUCCGGGAACGCACUGACAGUUUCACUAUUGACCCGAAGGGAAUAUGUUUUAUAACGCAUAUAUAUUGACGAUUUUGUUGAAAAGACGUUUUUUUUUUUCAAUAAAAAAUUUUUAUAUGCCAGUGUGUGAUACAAAGUGUAAAAAAUAGACGACUAAUGUCAAUAGUGAUCAUAUUAUAUAACGAAAGAAAGAAAAUAAAAAGCUAAAAUACUAGCGAGGAGAUUGAAAGGAAGAAUAAGAAUAACUGUCACACGUUUUCUUGGUAAUAUUACAAGAUUUUUAAAAAAAGAAAACGAAAGUGUGUUUUAAAUCAUUUAUUUUUCGUUCUGCCUUUUUUUGUUAACACAUCGGCAUUGUUUAGUGAGCUUUUUGGCUGAUUCUUUGAAAACGUAAAAAAAAAAAACAUUUAACCUGCAGAGCAAGUUCUUAACGGCAAAAGGGCACGAACUUAACCUUCUAGUGUGUGAAAAAAAGCCAACAUAUAUCUAUAUUAAAAAGUUUCAUCCUUUGAGAGAAAAAAGGAAAAGGACACCACGUAUUCGAAAUCAGGCACGGAUCAAAGGGUCCACAAAAUGGACUCGCCUGUCAUCGUGGACAAAGCAUCUGAAUUCGGAGAAUCAAUUGAUUUGGAUCGUCCAUUUCCCGGAUUUCCAUUCGACGGCGACAAUUUUGGUCGACGCAGUGAUAUUCGUGCCCAUCUGGAUGAUUUAGCAGCUCGUCAUCCAGAAUUUGCAGAUCAUUUAUUAGGUCCACCUUGGGGUGAUAUCCCUUUCCACAAUUCUUUUCGCAAUCGAAACCGUGAUAUUGGAAAUAAAGAACGUAAUAAUUAUCAACAAGGCUAUUCCGACGAGGACGCAAGAAGUCAGGCAAGCGGAAGUAGUGUUGCCAGUGGAACUAGUGUCUCCAGUUCUCACGGCGAAUCAGACGUUAAUCAGAAUCAACAAAACAAAUCUCCAAAUUUUGAGCAAAAUAUUAAAAAAAGUCAAAUUCCACAAUACGGAUUACGCAACACAGUAGAUAUAGGUCAACAUCAUCAUAACAUGGAGAAUACUGAUAAAGGAAAUCGUGGUCAACGUUCUAUGUCUGCACCUCCAGAAAAUAGACAAUCUUUUAAUCAACAAUUUCAGCAACAAGAACAACAAUCACCACAGCAAUCACAGAGAUAUGUUUCCAGGAUAGAUAUCACACCACAGCAUAAUCAGCCUCAACAUAAAUCACAACAACAAUCUCAACAGCAACAACAACAAAAACCGCAACAACAAAGCAAUGUUAGGCAUAUUCCAAUUUUUGUUGAGGGCAGAGAUGAACCUGUGCUUCCAAGGAGUUUCGAUCAAGGUUCGCAACAUCGAACUUUUGUGAAUAUGGAUCCACAUUUUCAAAGACCGACGCCAUUUGGUCAGCAUUUUGCUGGAAGACAUCAACAAUGGUCUCCACAUUUUCAAGAAUCGUUUUAUCAGCAGCCAAGUGCAUUUGAACAUCCCUCUGUGAGACAACAGCAAACUCAUAAUUUUAAAGAGCCUAGACAACAAUUGUACAAUGAAAGACAACCUCAGCAUCAGCAAUAUUGUGAAAGACAACCUCAGCAACAGCAUUAUGAGCAACAAAAACAACAAAAAACUCAACAGCCUCAACAACAGAGACAAGAGUUACCUAUUGUUUUAAAGGAUCCUUUAGAGAGAGUAGCUCUUGUUCAAAAAGAAGUUAAUGCUUUGGCUGAACAAGUCAAGCAAUAUAAUGGCAUUUCAAGAACAGAUAAAGAAUAUAUUUAUUUAGAUGAAAUGCUUACUAGAGAAUUGAUUAAAUUGGACGAUAUUGAAACAGAAGGUAGAGACAAUGUGCGACAGGCACGUAAAAACGCAAUAAAAAGUAUACAGGAAACGAUUAGCUUACUGGAGUCGAAAGCGCCACUGCCUUUGCAACAAAUGUCAGCAGAAGAACAGGAAAAACAGGAAGAUCAAGUUUCCAACAUUACUGAAGAGACUGAAAAAAUGAAUCAGAAACUAGAAGAUCAAUCACAGAAUAAGGAAGCUAUCCCACUGCCUCCUGGUCCAUCAUCUCCAAUGAAAAAGACUGGAGAAAUCAUCGAAACUUGUGUGGAAAAAUUAGAAAGUUUUGAUAAUAAUCAAACGGCAGAUUUACAAGAGGAAGCUAAUCAAACUUCCAACAAAUCUAUAAAUGCGAUUUCAAAUGCAUUGGAAAAACAGGAAAUGAUUGCAAUGGAUACACAUAGUUCAGAAGAAUCAAAUAUAACUGAAAAGAAGAAAUUGAAAAAUGUUUCUGAAGAGAAAAAACAAAAAUAUAUCCCUGAAGAGAAAAAAGUAGAUAUUUCUAUUGAGAAACCUAUAAAGAAUAUUUCUUCCGAGAAUAAGUCAGAAAAUCUUUUAGAUGAAAAAAAAAUAGAGAACAUUUCUGAUCACAAGAUAGAAAACACUACUAUGGAAAUAAAAGAAACUAUUGAAAAAAAUAAAAUUGAAAAAGAUGUCAAAGAAGAAAAAGAAACAGAGAAAACUGAUAAUAAACAGUCUAUUCAAGAAGAACAACAGAAAACAGAAGAGAAAAUGGACCUAGAUAGUGGUGAAAUAAAACAAUCACCUAAAUCGCAGAAGAAAGGAAAAAAGACGAAAAAACAGGUUCCAAUUUCUGAUAAACCUAUACCAUUGCCAGCUCCAGAAAGUACUGAGGCAAAGUAAAAUAACAGAAAAAAUUAGUUACGAUUUUAAUUGUAUUAAAAGAUACGUCAAUCUAAUUAUUGUUAGUUUGUGUAUCUUUAGAACGAAACUAUUGUUUUCAUUCAAGAAAUCACAAAAUCUCGUGAUCGUUAUUUCUUUUCUGUUUUAUGAUUAUUUUUGGUGCCAGAUUGACAAAAACGUCGUGGAUCGACGUGGUAAUCGCACAAUCGUUUAUUAGCAUAGAAUCAUGCUGAUCAAAAACUUCUUCUGUUUUGCUUCGUUAUUUUAAUUUCCAUGUUAUUAUAAUUCAAACAGGGGAAGCAUAUAUGGAAUCUGUUCAAUGAAUUUAGAGCGUAUAUAAAAAAAACAACGAAUGUAGCAUUUUUAAAGUUGUUUUCGCUGUUGCGUUGCAUUUGAACGAGGCUGUCCCCUUUCUUUUCUAUAUCGCGAUUACAUAUGAUUUCAAACGAAAUCGAAUAUACAACAUUCACCAGAUUGUAUUAUACAUUUUGAAUGUUUAAAUUUUGCACUUAAAAAAAUAAAUAUUGGUCCUCAUUUAAAAAUAAUUCUUUGUUUUUCUCUUUCUUUUUAUUUUAUUUUAUAUUUUAUUAUUUUAAUUAGAUUCAUUAUUUAUUAAAUAUUUUUUUUUUCUUAUUGAUUUAUUAAUUAUUUAAUUUAUUAAUGAUUGAUUAAAUAAAAACAAAAAAAUAGUAAUUGAUAAUAAUUAAUAAUUCAGAGAAUUGAUUUUAUUUCAGGGAAAUUCAAAGAUUUGAUUUCAUAUUUAAUUUUUUAGAUAAUGAUAUUUAGUGUUUGUAUUAUCGAAACUGACAUAAAUCGAUAUUGAUAAUAAGAUUAAAGAAAGAACUUUUGAUACUAUUGCGUGAAUUUUUAAAUGUAUUGAAUGAUGAUAGUGGUGAUGUUGUUAAAAAGAAAAUGCGUUGGAGAUUGUUGAAUGUUAAUGAACAGAAUGUGUCUGUUUCUUACGAUUAUAAUAUAGUAUUACAAUGUACGAUCUAAGAUAUGAUAAAAUUAACUUCAUCAUCAUCAUCAUCAUCAUCAUCAUCAUCAUCAUCAUCAUCAUCAUCAUCAUUAUUAUUAUUAUUAUUAUUAUUUAUAAUUUAUUGUGCGUCUGUUGAAUGAUUUAAACACGAUUUUCGUGUCUUUCAUGUUAGGAGCUAUUAAAAGAGGAUGAUUCAGAAAUUUACAGAUUUUCAAUAUAUAAAAAUAAUAAGUGAGUAAAAAAAAUUAAUUACAAAAAUUAUAUUAAAUUUCUUUAUUUAAUCUCGAUUUUUUUAAAUUUCAUUUUUAGACACAAAGAUUCAAAACAUUAAAAAAAACGAAUAUUAAUAAAAAAGAUUAAUAAAAAACAGAUAUAUUUAUUAAUUUUAUAAUAUUUAUAAAAUCAUAAAAUUAUUUUUUUAUAUGAAAUUUUUCAUAUCAUAUGCAAAUAAUUUAUAAUUUUGUAACUUAUUGCUAUAUAAAAAUUUAAUAUGUAAUUCUUAGUUAUUAAUAAUUAAAUUUAAAAAUAAAUAAAUAAUAUAUAAUAUAAAAUCUGUGAAUUUUUGAAACAUUUUAUUUUAACAUUGUGUACACAUUUGUUGUCACAAAAUGUGUGUGAUAUAUGAACCGUGAACAUAUUAGGUCAUAUAUGUUCGUCUUGUGAAAAAUAAUGCAUCCUACUCAUUAUUUUAAAUCAUCUUAUCUUUUAAUCUUUUUAUUUUAUCAUAUUUUUUUAUUUUUGAUAACAUUAAUUCGAAUUUAACGUUAAAAAACAUUAUUUUAAUUAAAUUAAAUUAUUUUUACUAUUACUUUUUAAAAAUAAAUUAAUUAAUAGUAACAAGAUAUGGGAUGCAUUAUUUUAUGGUUCCUUGUUAUAUCUCAUGAUACUCAUCAUUAUUCUUCGUUUUUUGUUUUUUUUUUUCUUGUUUUUUUUUCCCUUUUUUUUGUUUAAUAUAUAAUAAUUGUAUAAUAUUUACAUAUUCUUAGAGAAUAUGUAUUUUGAAGAUUUUGUAUUUUUAAUGACGUGUGAAAAGAACAUGUAUAGAAAGAAUAAAUGAUUAUAUAAUAGAUAAAACGAAUAGGUGAAUGAAUGAUUUCAUUGUGGUGAUGAACAAAUGAAAAUUGUCAGUAGAACAUCGUAUAAAUAUUGCAAUGAAAAUAUAAUUAUUUUAUGAACAAACGCA
Apis cerana (Asiatic honeybee) is the source of this 6741-nucleotide messenger RNA. RefSeq names its product BAG domain-containing protein starvin (gene stv). Gene Ontology annotation, molecular function: protein-folding chaperone binding; adenyl-nucleotide exchange factor activity. The record is from RefSeq and is a predicted model, not a curated record. Lineage: Eukaryota; Metazoa; Arthropoda; Insecta; Hymenoptera; Apidae. Gene Ontology annotation, cellular component: cytoplasm; membrane; nucleus. Gene Ontology annotation, biological process: protein stabilization.